ACGCAGAGAGCGGGUCGAUGCGUCCAAAAUGGCGGAGCGGGGCGGGCGAGGCGGUGGUAGGAACAGCGGCGGCGUCAGCGGCAGCCUGGACAAGAGCAUCACCCUCCCGCCGGACGAGAUCUUCCGCAACCUGGAGAACGCCAAGCGCUUCGCCAUCGACAUCGGUGAGCCGGGGCUGGCGGGGAGAGACGCCGCUGAGGGCAGAGAGGCGGCGGCAGCCAGCGCCGCUCCUCACGGCCACUUCACCAUCUUCAUUUGAGAGAGAAAAAGGGAGGCGGACGCGCGGAGGAGCUGAGGCGCCGCCGCCGCCGCGCGAGGAACGCCGGGAACGGUAGUCCCGCUUUCCAUAGCGGCCCGUGGCGGCUGAGGGAGAAGCGGACGGCAAGUCCCGGCGUGCCCCGGGAGCGAGCGGGCGGCGCGGCGCACGGCGGGAGGUGUAGUCCCCGCUCUCUCCGCGGCCGGCGCUGGCUAGUGGCGAGGAAACUACGAAGCCCAGAGUGCCUUGCUCAGGGGCCGGGAGGGGGCGGGGGAGAGGUAGAGAAGAGAACCUAUAAACAAGGUUGCCUGCUUUGGCUGUACCUUCCCUGCCAUUAGGGGUGGGAAACCCCACUAGGGUUGGGGGCUGGGGGCUGCCUGGGUAUCGCCCCCAUACUUGGGGUGGGGGAAUUGGAAAGGAGUUUGACCUUGUUUUCUCCCCAAGUGGGGGUUGGGAAAUGUGCUACCCUUGGAGGAAGGGGAAAUAGGAUUGGGCAGGUUUGCAGAGGUGGCCCCCAGGGCCUUUCUCCCCGGCCCUCAUGGCUCUCCUCAGGCUAUACCAGCCCAGCAUUGCACACAUAGGAUCAGAGAGUAGGAAUGGGCCACGAGGGUCAUCUAGUCCAACCCCCCUGUGAUGCAGGAAUCUUUUGCCCAAGGUGGGGUUUCGAACCCACAACCCUGAGAUGAAGAGUCUCUUGUGCUCUAUUGACAGAGCUAUCCUGAGUUCUGUUUUUUGCUUUGCUGGAAACGUGCCCUUGAAAUGCGUCUCUCGUUCAUCUUGUUGAAGGGCAGGGUGUUUUGUGCGUGCUAGUGUAGAAACUGACCUGUUGUGUAAAGUUAAAAUUUGCAUUCGCUGCUCUGCCCAAUUUCGCUCCCUGGGCCCACCCAUUGUUUGCAUGUGGCCCUCAGAAGGUUGCCUGGGAGGGAAUGUGAACCUCGGCCGGGGGGGUGGGAGUUCCCCACUGCUGAAAUGCAGGUGUAUUAUUACACCGUCAUUUUAUGUAACGUUCUUUAAACACGUUCAAAGCCAGUGCAGUGUGGUUGUGGUGUGUUAGAAUAGUACCUAGAGGACCAAGGUUCAAAUUCUCCCUCACCGAUGAAGCUCGCUGGGUGACCUUGAGCUAGGUGCUAAAUAUCAGCCUAACCUAGCUCACAGGAUUGUUGUGUGGAUAAAACAGAGAGAUUUUGCUAUUUUAAGCUCCUUGGAGGAAAGAUGGGAUACAAAUGAAAUAAACAAAAAAUAAUAAACAAAAACUGAAAGUACUGCUUAUUUGGUAUAACAUUAUAUCCUAUCUAUUUAUUUUUAAAUUUAUAUCCCACCCUUUCUCCCCAGUAGACUUUGGUGUUUAAAGUGCUUUGCAUAUGUUCAUAUAUACUACAGUGUGGGAUUAAGGAAUUUGUGGCUGAAAUUGACAGAUGAUUCUUCACUUGUUGAGGCAGGCCACGAAAUGGACAGUGGGUCUAGGUUUGGGAGAGUAAGUAGUACUGACCUGCCUUUAUCACUUGUCUUGCAUUUGUCCCUGGUUUUUCAUCCCUGAACGUUUGCGUGUGUGAGGAGAAUAGGACAGAUCGGAGAUUUUGCUGCAUCCCUGUCAAUGAGGGACAUCCAGCUAAAUCAUACUUAAAGCUGAGAUUAAUAGAUUUAAAUGUUGUUUAAGUCAAUGGUUUCAGUGGUUCUGCUUUGAGAUGGACUACUACUGGCUAUCACUCAAACCUUUUACCUGUCCAAAAGAGACAAUUUUCAUAUUAUGUGUGGGUGGGAAUAAGCCAUAAACCUCAUUUCAAGAAGAGGUCCUUUGUCACAUAAUUAUGCUGAUUUAUAAAGAACUAGACAUCUCAUGCCAUUGCAUGUUGUUCCUGGAACUGCUGCUUAGCAAGCAUUGGUGCCUGUGCUGAACUUUUGCUCUUUUGUUCGGAGAAUUAUCUGAGUUGUGUUUCCUCAAGAGUUGUUUAAAACCUGAGUCUUGCUGGAACAAGAUGAUGUUUCCUGUUCUCAUUUUUGUCUUACAUUUUGAAUCAUCUGCAAUUCAAGCCCCGCAGUAGACAAAAUUAUACCAUGCAAUUAAAAUCAAAGGAUUGGGUUUGCAUUAAGAGCUUGAGCUGGUAUCCCCUGCCCCCUUGUGGAGUGUAACUUCUCCAAAAAAAGAGAGAUGAUGAUAGCUUUGUUUUUCACAUUUAACCAAAAAUGUGGGUUAAAUGCUAGAGCUUGAUUUCUUCUCACUAGGUCAGAGUGGAAUUAAAGCAAGGAGAUUAGCUGUAACCUCAGACACAAGAGCAUCCCACAGUGGGCGUCCGAAACAGUGUUUGGACACCCACUUAGCUCUGCCAAUUAGACAUAAAUCAGGUAUCACAUGUUGUUAUGCUCUAGAAAGUCCCCCCCCCCCCACUCACAGUUGCAGAACAGUGUCACAGCGGACAUCAAUAUAGGUCUUUGUUUUUAAUAGAAUCUUAUUCAGUGCUGCUUGUUGUGCGUUUGUCACUUCAAACACAAAGACAAAAUAAAAAACCACAAAAGCAAACUCCCUACAAAGAGUAUGCAUGUUAUUCAGCAGGUGUAGUAAAACUGGGUUCAGGUGCCCAGGCUGUCUUUCCUAGUGACAUAUGUACUUGCAGAAUUUUCUGUGGAAUCUGGUAUAAAUUGGAUGUUGGGAGAUCUUCUGCCUUGCACAGCUUUCGGAAUCAAGUGGUACAACUUUUUUCACGGACUCCAGGUUGCAGGUGGGAGUUUGUGGGAAGGUUCCCCUGAUUAUUAUUUUUUAAAAAACCCUCUGUGUUUGGUGCAAGUCCUUGCAUUCUCCCUCUCGUGUGACAUUUCUACAUGUAAGCCUUUCGCCUCCUUGGGGAACAUUUAAAAUGUACUUAAUAACAACAACAACAACCUGAGAGCACAUGCAGCUUGAACAGACUUACGAUGCAUCCCUGUUCACCCCAACUCAAAUUCUGGAGUGCAUGCUGUUUCUUUCAUUUUUAAAUCUUUUAGGAAGGAACUAUGUGCCAGCUUUAAAAGUGUACUGGAGCAGCAUAUUUCAUAAAAAUAGGGGAGAACCUAAGAAGAGACCUGCUGGAACCAAAGGCACAUGUAAUCCAUCCAGUGGCAAGCCUGGCAAUGCCCCUUAUGGGAAUCCCACAAGCAGGACCUGAGUGCAGGAUCACUCCUUCCCUUCUGUGGUUUCCAGCAACUGGCAUGCAGAGGUACAAUGCCUCUGACAGCAGAAGCUGAACACAGCCAUCCUGCUGUGUUGGUCUAAUCCUUUUCUAAAACCAUCCAAGUUUGUGGCCACCGCUGGACCUGUGGGAGCGGAUGCCACAGCCUCAACUAUGCGCUGUGUGCAAUAUUAAUUUCCUUUGUGUGUCGUGUUUUCCUGUGGAAGGCUGCAACUCCCUUAUCUCAAUGGGGCAGAGGAAACGCUUCAGUUCAGCAUUUUCUGCAGCUUUCUGGAGAUUAGUCCUGACAAAAGGAAAUAACUACACGUUUUUUUUUUUUUAAAGCAAUUUAUUGGGUUUUACAAUAGGAAUAAAUGUAAUAAACAAUAUAGCAUUCGUCUUAACAUAUUUUCACAUUUUCUUAGGACUUCCUCACAUCUCCCGCUCCCACCUUCAUCAUUAUAACAUUUUGUCAGCAAUUUAUCAUCUUAUUUAAAUUCUUAUAUCUCUUCGAUAUUUCAUAAUCUUAAAGUUCUCAUAAAGAGUUAAACUUUCACAAUUUUUCUUGUUUCCUUAAAAAUUUCUAAGUUAAGUGGUGCUCAGUUAUUUAGUCCAGCAUCUUAUUCAGCAUUCAAUCAAAUCACAAUGUUUUUGUAGGUAGUUCUUAAAUUUCUUCCAAUCCUCCUCGAUUCUCUCUUCUCCCAGGUCACGGAUUCUGCCAGUCAUUUCAGCCAGUUGCAUAUAGUCUAUCAGUUGCAUCUGCCAUUCUUCCAGUGUGGGUAGAUCUUGGGUUUUCCAAUGUUUUGCAAGUAGUAUCCUUGCUGCUGUUGUUGCGUACAUAAAAAUGUCUGGUCCUUCUUUGCCACCCCUUGGCUGACAAUACCCAAAAGGAAAGCCUCUGGUUUCUUAGUGAAAGUAUAUUUAAAUACCUUUUUCAAUUCAUUGUAAAUCAUUUCCCAGAACGCCUUCACUUUAGGGCAUGUCCACCAGAGGUGAAAGAACGUUCCUUCACACUCUUUGCAUUUCCAGCACUUGUUAUCAGACAGGUGGUAAAUUUUUGCGAGUUUGACUGGGGUCAUAUACCAUCUAUAAAUCAUUUUCAUUACAUUUUCUUUCAAAGCAUUACAUGCAGUAAAUUUCAAUCCAUUACUCCACAGCCUUUCCCAGUCCUCAAACAUAAUAUUAUACCCAAUGUCCUGUGCCCACCUUAUCAUAGCCGAUUUAACCAUUUCAUCUUGUGUAUUCCAUUCCAACAGCAAGUUAUACAUCCUUGAAAGUAUCUUAGUCUUUGGUUCUAACAAUUCUGUUUCUAAUUUCGAUUUCUCCACCUGGAACCCUAGUUUCUUAUCACUUUUAAAAACUUCUUUAAUCUGAGCAUAGUGUAACCAAUCUCGCACUUUGUCUUUCAUUUUCUCCAAGCUCUGCAAUUUCCAAUUGUCUCCAUCUUUUCUAGUAUUUCCCAAUAUUUUGGCCAUUUGGCCUCCAUAUUGGGUCUUUUCGGGCCUUAGCUUCCAAAGGUGAAAGCCACCUUGGUGUUUUAUUUUCCAGCAAGUCUUUAUAUUUUGUCCAGACAUUAAACAGUGAUUUUCUAACAAUAUGGUUCUUAAAGGCCUUAUUUGCUUUAACUUUGUCAUACCAUAAAUAUGCAUGCCAUCCAAAAACAUUGUUAAACCCCUCCAAAUCUAACACAUCAGUGUCUUCAAGAAGUAGCCAGUCUUUUAGCCAGCAGAACGCUGCGGCUUCAUAGUACAACUUUAAGUCCGGCAGGGCAAAGCCCCCUCUAUGUUUUGCAUCGGUUAGUAUCUUAAACUUAAUUCUGGGCUUUUUGCCCUGCCAGACAAACUUCGAAAUGUCUCUCUGCCACUUCUGAAAGCACCCCAUUUUGUCCAAUACCUGCAAUGUUUGAAAUAAAAACAACAUUCUUGGCAAUACAUUCAUCUUAAUCGCAGCAAUUCGGCCUAACAAAGAAAGUUUCAAUUUUGACCAACUGUCUAAGUCUCUCUUAAUUUCUGUCCAACAUUUUUCAUAAUUAUCCUUAAAUAGACUUAGAUUUUUGGGGGUUAGGUUUUCCCCUAGGGAUUUUACUUUUUAACCACAUUAAGUUCCGUCUCAUUCUGAAACCGUUCUGACUCUGUCUCAGUCAGAUUUUUCCCCAAAACCUUAGUUUUCUGUUUGUUUAAUUUAAAUCCCGCCACCCGACCAAAAUCAUUAAUCAAUUGUAAUACUCUUUUCGUACUAGGCUCUGGCUUCUGCAAGGUCAAAACCAGGUCAUCUGCAAAAGCUUUUAAUUUAUAUUGUUUCUGACCAACCUGAAUUCCUUCCACCAGCUGGUCCCCUCUGAUCAUGUUCAAUAGCACCUCCAGGACCGAGAUAAAUAACAAAGGGGAAAUAGGGCAACCUUGUCGUGUCCCUUUUUCAAUUUUGAACUCUUCUGUAACCACAUUAUUAACUAUCAGUUUUGCUUUCUGUUCUGAAUAUAUCGCCUCAAUCCCAUUCUCAAAACCCCGUCCCACUCCCAUCUCUUUUAAGUUUCCCAUCAUAAAUUUCCAAGAAAUGUUAUCAAAGGCCUUCUCCGCAUCUAUAAAAAUUAAAACAGCUUUUGUAUUUAUGUCAGUUUGGAGAAGUUCCAAAAUAUCAAUAAUGUUCCUUGUGUUAGCAAACAAAUGUCUACCUGGGAGAAAACCGGCCUGGUCCUUAUGGAUUACUUCAUUUAAAACUUUUUUAAAUCUACUUGCCAAAAUAUCUGCAAAUAUUUUGUAAUCCACAUUUAAAAGGGAGAUGGGACGGUAGUUCUUCAGUUGUGUCUUUUCAGUUUCUAACUUUGGUAUCAAUGUGAUAAACGCUUCCUUCCACGAAUCCGGUGCCCUCUUCCCUCCAUAAUUUCAUUGCUAACCUCCAUCAAAGGUUGUAUCAAAUAGUCUUUUAGUGUCUUGUAAUACUUGGAGGUCAGCCCGUCUGGCCCUGGAGAUUUGCCAAGUUGCAUGUUCUGAAUAGCUUGUUCAAUCUCCUGUCGUGUUAUUUUAGAGUUCAGGAUUGUCCUAUUUUCUUGUGACAGUUUAGAUAAUCCAUUUUUGCCAAAAAUUGUUUAAUCUCAACUUCGUCUUGCGGCCCUUGGGUAUAUAAUUUUUAAAAUAUCUCUGGAAACACUUUCUAAUGUCCACUGGAUUCUGAAUGUUUCUUCCAUCAACCUCUAAAUUUGUAACCGUGUUUAAUCUCUGUCUUCUCUUCAACUGCCAAGAUAGCAGUUUUCCACAUUUAUUCGCCGACUCAAACGUUUUUGUUUCAUUAAUUUGAUCUUCCAUUCAAUUUCCUGAUUUAUCAAUUUAGAAUACUGUGUUUGAUACAGUUUAAUUUCUCUCAGAGUUGGCUGUGACUUUGGAUUCACUCUUAAUUUCUUCUCUAAUUCUUUUAUUUUAUCCAAAAUCUUGUCUUUUUUCUCAUUUUGUGUUUUUUUCUUUACUACAUUCUGUUGUAUCAGAAAACCCCUCAUGACAGCUUUGCUUGCGUCCCAGACGAUUCUUUUUUCCACCGAAUUGUUCAUAUUUAUCUCAAAAUAAUCUUUCAAAACUUUUUGGGCCUUCUUGGUAAUUUCCUGAUCUCUAAACAAAUUGUCAUUCAUCUUCCAUCUAAAGGAUCCAGUUGGUAGUAGUGUCAUGUCCAUCUUUACUGCGUUGUGGUCAGAACAGGUCUUUGGGCAGAUUUCCACUUUUCUAACCCUAGGUGCCAGGCCUCUAGAGAUCCAUAUUUGGUCGAUUCUUGUCCAGGUCAGUUGGGCUUCAGAAAAGAAUGUUCCUUCUCUACCUAGUGGGUUUUUGUUCUCCAAAUGUCGAUCAAGUCCAUAUUGUCAGUCAUUUCAAAAAGGUUUUAGGUAGUCUGCCAUCUUUUGUGAUGUUUUGACUUUGCGACUUGUCCAUGUUAGUUGACACGACCCCGUUCAUGUCUCCCAUCAUUAUGAUGUUGUUGUAAUCCAGAUGAUCCAGCAUUGUCCCCUGCAACUUCUUGUAAAAUUCCGAUUUCCCUUCAUUAGGCGCAUAGAUUCCUAAUAUCAGCAGUUUCUCUCCUUGAUAUUGUAUCUCAAUAGCCAAAAUCCUUCCAUGUUCAUCUUUAAAUAGAAAUUUAGGUGACAGGUUCUCUUUUGCAUAUAUCACCACUCCUCUCUUCUUCACUUUAUCCGACGAAAUAAAUUCCUGGCCCAAUCUUUUAUUUAUUAACACUUUUCUGUGGAGCCUCGUCACAUGUGUUUCUUGUAAGCAAAUAAUGUCCAAUUGUUCUUUUUUAAUAUAUGAAAAAUUUUCUUCCUUUUCUCCGGAAUAUUGCAACCAUUAAUAUUCCAGCUCAACAGUUGCAGAGACAUCCUGGAUCUAUCUGGUUAUUUCUCCUGGGGUGGUGUCUUCUCUUGAUCUUCAAGUUCCCGAGGUGGAGGUAUUGAUGCUGGCUUUGCCUCAGGCCCGGAAGGUAGUUCAAUUCCUUUAUGUAGGUCCUCUCCGUAUGUAGCUAGAAAUUUAUCUCUCUCUUCCAAUGUUCUAAUUUUAACCUUUCUCGCUCUAAAGGUAAAAGACAAUCCUUGGGGAAAAUCCCACCUGAAUGGAAUUGCGUUGCUCCUUAAUAGUUUAGCUAGUUCAGAAUAGGCGGCUCUAAGGUCCAACAGUUGUCUUGGGAUAUCUUUAUAUAUCUCAAUUCUUCUAUCCAAAACUUCCAGUGACUUUUCGUAAUGUAGGCCCAAAAUCUUAUCCCUUUCCUCCUUCGAUCUCAAUGUAAUCAAACAAUCCCUGGGCCUCUCCUUCUUUAUAAAUCUUCCAAGUCUGAAAGCUGACACAAUUUUAAAGUCCUUUUCUUCCAAAUUCCAGAACUUGGAAAGUUCUUUGGUCAAAAACUCAGUUAGAUUUCCUUCUUCUGCCUCUUGUAAUGAUCUAAUCCUCAAAUUAUUCUCACGAUUUCGCAGUUCUAUCAUAGAAAGAUAAAUCUGAUGUUCCCCAACUUGUUUGGUGAGUGGUCUUACCUCUUGCUCUAAAUUUUCCAAUUUUUGUCUGGUAUCCUCAGCCAAUUUUCGAUUUUCUACUGAGGCCUCCGUCAACUGUCCAAUUGCUUGUGUAUUCUGUCCCACCUGUGUAGUUAAUUUGUUUAGACACUCUGUAUUUUUAUCAAUCUUUGCUGAUUGCGCAUCUACUUUCUUGUCCAAAGCUUCCAAUUUUUCAAUUAUUUUUUCUAGCACAGAAGCAGAUGCUCCUGAGGCCAUAUCUUCCAAUUGUAACUGCUCUACUUCACCCUCUCCCUCUUUUGCCUGUGGCAAGGCAGCUUCUUCAAGUUGUACUUCUGAGGGCAAAGUAGGCACAGAUGAUCUACGUGUCUGCGAGGCUGAGGUUAGAUUUGUUAGAGUUGUUUGCCUAACUCUUCCUCUUCUUCUUGUACCACUCAUUCCAAUGUUAUCUAUCAGUCAAGGUCACACUGAGUUUUUCCCACAGGAAUAGAGAGUCCCAGAGCAAGCAGACAACAAGAGAAUCGAAAGUAAAUGUUUUUAUAAAGUCACUGUUUUAAUCCAAUCCUCUAGAGGGAGCUUAAAAUGUCUUUUCAGAGUCUGAUUUAAUGUCCCAGAACCUUCCAAUAUAAGUAUUAAGCAGAGUUUAAAGGUAAUCACUUUGUUGCAGACAGUGCUUAUUUAUCUCCAAAAAGGAUGUUUCAAAUUUAAAAUGUCUCAAUGCCCUCAAAUUGUUGCAACUUCUAGUAUACAGUAUCCAAGUCAAACACUGACAGCCCACUGUUACAGUGCUCAAGCAGUCCUGACUCUGGGUUUCACCUUCCAAUUUGUAAUCCAAUAAAAGGGGGAAAGUCAAGUGCAAAUAAAAGGUCCAAAUCUUUAACUUGCUAAUUUUACUUUAAAUUGUAAGUUCCAUAGAUGCUUGGCUGUGUAGAGUUUAAAAUCUCUUUCUUUCAGCCUCCACUCCUCCACCUUAGUUGCUUUUUUUUUCCAAGUUCAAUGGCAGCGGAAGACGGACUUCCUGUUUCCACGUCUCUCCGCUUUCAGCCAAAUUCAAGUCAAUUUAAACCUUCUCAUUUAAAAUUUGUAAUUCCAAGUGAUUCAGUCUUUACUCACGAGUAAGUUGUUUUCUUCCAGGUCCGAAUUUUAACAGGAAAAGGGAUCAGCGCUCACCGGCAGCAGCAGCGCGGCUUCACUCCGCUGACUGUGAAACGGCUCACAGCGCCGCAGCCCCUCCACGCUCCGGAGCCUCUUACGAGGCUCCUUCUGCAGUUGGAGGGCUGCUCUUGGCGCCCGCCGAGCCUCAGGACCCCAGGCUCUUGCUGCCUGGGGUUUUUCUCACUGGGUCUCCGCUUCGCCGUAGCGGACGACCCGAUUUCAGCGGAGCUUCUUCUCCGGUCGGGAGAAGACCGCCAUUACCGUUCGCGCCGCCCCCGGAAGUCUCGGAAAUAACUACACGUUGGGCAAUCCUGAAUAUUGUGGGUGGGAACUACCAAAUAACCCGUGGCGAGGGUGGGCUUGGAACGCUCAGAGCGGAUUAAGCACAUCCUUUGAUUGUAAAAUAAUUGUCGCUUUCCUGGUUCCUUUGCUGAUUAGCUUAAAUGUCAAGUUCAGCCUUUUGGGGACCUCUUCUGGUGCACACAGGAGAGAGAGAUGAGGGUGCAGCCAUAAAGGAUUAAUAUUUAAAAUUAUUGCCUCUUGGUGUUUGUAUUGGGUUUUUUUAAAAAAAUCUGUUGCUACUUCCAGUGCAUAUUUUAUAUUCAUGUUUAAUUUUUCUGUAUUGAUAUUUUCUAAUGUGAGCUGUUCGUAAAUUAAUGUCGGUCCAGCUCGGAAGACACCUGCUGAAAUUAAUGCGACUGGCUUUUUUGGAUUUAAUUUUAGUAGGCCUACUCUGAGUAAAGUGUUGUUGGAUACACCCCAACGUAUUUUAGACUGAAAAUAACUCUCCAGUUAUAACAUAUGUAAUAGGCUUGCAACUUCUCACCGUCUAGCUAUAGUGUCUGAAUGAAUAUGGUCCUAUAGCAUCAGUACCUAACUCUAUGGUCAAGUUCGAAAUUAGGUUGAACGUGUUGGACUAACACAUGGGAGCCUGGGGUCGGACCCCCCACUUAAUGCUGACCUGCCACUUGUGGGUGCAUAGUAAAAUUUAUCAUAUACAGUGUCGCUUUUGAAGGCAAUGAUUUGUGGGUGCUUGCAGUGAAUUGCCAUGUUAUGCUGGUGACAUGUCAUUUGCAAGAAAACCUCCCCCCUCCGAUGUUUCCAAAAAACAUUACUGUAAAUUUCAAACUUGCCCAUGAACUAUUAGCUCUGUGCAUAUUGCUACAGAUGGAUUUCCCCACCGCCCUACUUCUAGAGAAAACAAUUAUCGCAAGUUACGGGAAAAUAAUUGAGGUUGCCCAACAGUUACAUUGCUCACAGCUCAAUUAAAAGAAAGCACUUAAACUACUUGUGGCAUGCUUCUUGAUUGUUUUUGUAGGGAGGAUCAAGCUGGUCAACAAUCAGUUUACUGUUAAUUGGAGUUCAAAUGAUAUUAGCUAAAGCACAAAAUAUUACGUAAAGAAGCUUACAAAUGUUACGUUGGUCACUAAGGCAUUACCUCACAACUUAAAGGCUGUAUAAAACCAAGCUGGAGUAACGUAGAUUAAAAACAGGUCAUAUUGUAAGCAGUUGGCUCUCACCUUAUGCAGGGGUUCCAUUCGUGUAAAGCCAGAAUUGAGCAUAGUCAAUGCAACCCUUUAAAAAACUCUCCCAAAGCAACUGAAGACUCUCUGAUCGCCUCUACAGUGGCACCUCGGUUUACGAACUUAACCCAUUCCAGAAGUCCGUUCUUAAACCGAAACCGUUCUUAAACUGAGGUGCGCUUUCCCUAAUGAGGCCUCCUGCCACCGGUGCCCUUCCACCAUUCAGCUUCCGUUCUUAGACCGAUGUAAAGUUCGCAACACCACUUCUGGUUUUGUGGAGUUCGUAAACUGGGUUGUUCUUAAACUGAGGUACUACUGUACAGUCUCUCCCAAUUCUGAUACAGACUCUCUCUGAACCUCCAAAUGCUCUUGCAGGAAGAGUGCAAUGAGGGGUGGGAUAGCCAAUAUUUUUUUCCCAUUCUCCCACCCCCUUGCGACGUUUUCCCCCCUUUCACUCCCCCCUUUUUUGGCCAAGCAUGUAAAACUGAUUACACAAGUAAAUAAGCUGCAAAUCCAUUGUAUCUUCAAGCAAUAUAACUCUGUUUUCCUUAUCUCCUUAAUUUUAAGGUGGGUCACCACCUAGGACGCAUGCCAGCUGAGGCUAGCUUGGUCUAACUUAACAGGUCUCUGCUAUCCCUGCCCUAAUCUUGUAGACCAGAGGUAACCACUGCAGUCCUCUCCUGACGUUGCUGGACUACAGCUCCCAUCAUCCUUAGCUAGCUGAGGCUGAUGGGAUUUGUAGACCAAAAACUUCCGGAGAGGCCCCGUGUUAGCUGCUCCCAAUGCUUAUCUCGCUGCUAUAAUAUUUUUAUUUUGUCGGCAGGUGGGUCGCUAGCCAAAUUGGCUUAUUAUUCAACAGUACAGCAUAAAGUGGCGAGAGUGCGAUCUUUUGAUCAGUCAGGAAAGGUAAGGUUACUAUUAUUUUUAUUACUGUGCAGCCAAAAUCCUUACUGUUUUUGUUAAUGUUCAUUUGAAGAUAGUGACAAUAAAAACAUACUCAAAAUAUACGAAUGUGUGGAUAUUGCAAUAGUUUUAAAUCAUGCUAUAGUGGCAUUUUGUGGCAGAUUGGGACUGCUAAAUUUAGACUUCCUCAGUGGGAGAGAGAGGAAGCGGAGCUUACUCCCAUCAGUUCUGCUGUGACAGGCCAGCUCCAUCAGACCUCCUCUCCCCUUGACUGUCACUUGGGGGCAGCUAUUGCGUCAGGCUUCCUCAGAGGGAGAGAUAGGCGUUGGGCUCAUUUCAUCAGUUUUGCUGGAGACUCCGCUGCAUCAAGCACCUCCUGCCCCUGAACUGUGCCAGCUGGUCCUUAUAGGAACAACUAUUUAGAAAUUGGUGCCCGAGUUUUUGCUUUUCCUCUUCCCUCCUAUCCCCGUUUCCUUGUGUGUCACAUUUUUUUUUUAAUUGGAAACCUGCGGGUAGGGACUGUCUUGUUUUACUUGAUUGUAUGCAAGCAGCUCUGGGAGCCUUUUUGGCUGAAGUGUGGGGUACAAAUGCUCCAAACAAGUAAUAAUAAAAAAAUAAAAAAGGAAAGCAACCUCUGAAUUUGCUUUUCGUUUUAGAGUUGGGGCUGUUGUUCACUUCUUCUUUUUGUUGCUGUUCCCCAAAGGACGUAGAACAUGAAUCGCCCUACGAAAUCACGGUGCAGGAGGAGAUAACGGCUCGGCUGCAUUUCAUUAAGUUUGAGAACGCCUAUAUUGAAACCUGUCUGGACUUCAUCAAAGACCAUCUCGUCAACACGGAAACGAAAGUGAUCAAAGCCACAGGAGGUGGUGCGUACAAAUUCAAAGACCUUAUUGAGAAGAAGCUGGGACUAAAGUAAGUGGAAAUGCAGAGGCAUCCUUUGUGUUGGAAAUUAUUAUUAUUGGCUUUGAUGGGCUGCUGUAUGCUUUGAUCACUUGGCAUUGGCGCAGGCCUUGCCAUGAAGAAGUAGUAAACCACUUGCUUUGGGAGGCAGAUUCUCUUGACUUAUUUUUACCCAGUUCUUCAACCCCCAAACAAGCUUCUGUAGUGACAUACAGAUAUAUACAUAUACACAUAUACAGUGGUACCUUGGGUUAAGAACCUAAUUCGUUCUGGAGGUCUGUUCUUAACCUGAAACUGUUCUUAACCCGAGGUACUCUUUCUGGGUUAGCAGAGUCUGUAACCUGAAGCGUCUGUAACCUGGAGCAUCUGUAACCUGAGGUACCACUAUAUCUGGUUAUACAGUUGUAUCUUGGAAGUCAAACGGAAUCUGUUCCAGAAGUCCGUUUGACUUCCAAAACGUUUGGAAACCAAGGUGCAGCUUCUGAUUGGCUGCAGGAAGCCCUGCAGAAGCUGCAUCAGAUGAUCAGGUUCUAGAGAACGUUUGCAAACCAGAACACUCACUUCCGGGUUUGCAGCGUUCAGGAUCCAGGGUACGACUGUAUUUCUAAAUAAAUCUGUUACAGUAAGCCUGCAACUCACAUGCAUUUAACUUGUGCGCAUCCAGCCUUACAUGCUUGGCAAAUAAAUAAAAAGGGUGUCAGGAGGAUAAAGGAACUCUGGCAAUCCCACCUGCCAUAGAACCCCAAUUUGUUUUGACUAUACGCGAUUUUGGCUUUAGGUGCAAUCCCCGGAACGUAACCUCUGUGUAAGUUGUGGGCUGACUGUUGUUUACUUGCACAUAAACUUGGGAACUGGCCGCCUCUGGGCUGCAGAAUCGGACACCGCGUAGACUUCUCGAUUUUUUUAUUCUAACUUGAUGGGCUGGGUGGAGGGAAGGCUGGUAGGUUUCACAGGGCAUGUGGAGGUGGUCUGUGAGCAAACAGAGACCAGCAUAGCUGCAGAAGGAGUGAUGCCUCACCUAGACUUGAACACAGCCGCUUCCUUGUUCACCUGUGGUGAGAGGAAGCAACAGAGCAACCUGCAAUACAAUUUGAAUGUGUGUGAGGUCCCUUGAAAAGAAUGAGAUCUCACUGAAAGUGGGGUGACCCACUCCCUGCUCUCAGAAUGGCCAAGCAAGAUUAAUGCUAUCAGUGGAGCACAACGUAAGGGACAGUUCUUUUUCACCGGUCGAAGAGAAUUCUCUCUAAGUGAUCAGACGGGAAGACUUCACAGCAGGAACUUUUUUAGGAUUAUGGGUACUUCUGGAGUUUUGAGCAAGUUGCUGUGGGCACCACCCAUUUCUAGUCACUUCCCUCCCCCAGAUUCAUUCCCCACUAACACACACACGCCUGAGACGGAAAGAGACAACACUUGCACACUUCAGUUUUCGAAGUCAUUGUGGUAAAAUUCACAAUUAAAGUGAACAGAAUUAAUCUGAGUCUUGUAAAGCACAUAGAGCUGAAAGAAAAGGAACUUUACUUUUUUUAUUCAUGUUUUAGGUUAGAUAAAGAAGAUGUCAUGACCUGCCUAAUUAAAGGGUGCAACUUUGUGCUAAAGAACAUCCCCCACGAGGCAUUUGCAUACAUGAAGGAUGCAGACCCAGAAUUCCGGUUUCAGAUGAACCACCCACAUAUUUUCCCUUAUUUGCUAGUCAAUAUCGGCUCGGGAGUUUCCAUAGUGAAGGUAUGUAAAAUCAGCUUAACAAUUCAAUUGAUAAUUCGUAUGCAGAUAUCGAAAGUGUAGUUCAGAUUAAUGAAGGAAAGGCCUGGUGGCCGGAAUCUGGCUGGUGGCUGUCUAUCCAAAUGACACUUGUCACCUUUGCCUGCGGCCCCACCCACCACUGACAUGCUGCCCCCAGAAGGUUGUGCAAAAGGGAAUGUGGUCCUCUGUCUGAAAAAGGUUCCUCACUCCUCAUCUAAAACAUGCAUCUAAAAUAUGGCUCCCUUUUGUCUCGCAAUUGAAGAUCUUCCAGCUGCUGCUCCACCUGAUUAAACCAUGCAUGGUUUGCAUAGGUCACCUGUCUAGGCUGUUCAUCCCAUACUGAUCCCCACCUUUCUCUCUCUUCCUGGUUAUUUGAAAGCUGGGUUUCCCCAAGGGAAAAACAUGUCCAGGCAGGCACACACUGAGAUAUGUGUUCAUGUCGAUAUUAUAGCUGUAAUCUCUGUGUGCUGUUGUUGCUCCUGAUAGGUGGAGACGGAAGAUAAAUUUGAGUGGAUUGGAGGGAGCUCAAUCGGAGGGGGCACUUUCUGGGGUCUCGGAGCAUUGCUUACACAAACAAAGGUAAUACCAGAGGCUACAAUUUUGUCAUGACUUCGGUGUGUUGCUAAUAAGGGAAGAUCUCUUGGCCACCUUGGUUGACCCUCUUGUCCUGCGUGAGAAGCACAAAUUGGUGUUGGUGCUUCCUAGACCAAGGCCUCGUUCUUACUGCAGGUAGUCAAUCUGUGUCUGCAGUGAACAACUUCAGGUGGGGAGUCCACGGGACCUAAGAAUUAUCCAUCAUGUCAAGAGGUGCUCAAGUGACGUUUGCAGGGUGUUGUUUGUUUGUUUGUUUGUUUGUUUUUAGAAAUUUGAUGAGUUGCUGCAGCUCGCUUCGAAGGGACGGCACACAAACGUCGAUAUGCUUGUGAAGGAUGUUUAUGGUGGGGCCUACCAGACGCUGGGGCUAAGUGGAAACCUGAUCGCCAGUAGUUUCGGGAAAUCUGCCACAGCAGACAAAGGUACCACUUGAAAAUUCACUUCGUCGUGCUGGUGCGGUGAUAAAACCUGUGAAAGAACCCAUGGGUUUGUCUGCUGAGUUGCUGCCUUGUUCUGUCAGUCUUUUAAAACAAACAAAGUGUGUGUAAGGCUCUAGCCAACUAGGUUUUACUCAGAGUAGACCCAUGGACAGAGCUCACCAUGUAACUUGAUUCUGAUGAGGCUACAGGUCUAGUGUUGAAUUGACCAAACCAAGCCCCAGUGUUGCUGCUGGCUUCAUCCCUGAUUCAUUCCACAAAACCACCCGAGUUCCCUCCAGAGUAAAUUCUGGCCCGUUCUUACUCAUCUACAACUGGGAUAGCCAAUGGGGUGACCCUCUAUCAGCUUUUCUCAACCUGUGGGUCCCCAGAUGUUGUUGAACUACAACUCCCAUCACCCCUAGCUAGCAAGGCCAGACCUUAGGGAUGAUGGGAGUUGUAGUCCAACAACAUCUGGGGACCCACAGGUUGAGAACCACUAGAUCCUGUUGACCCACAACCCCCAUCAGCCUCUGCCAGCAUGCCCAAAAGAUGGGGAUGAAGGGAGUUGUAAACCAACAACAUCUAGAGACCACCGCGUUGGCUACUCCUGACUCUAAAAGAGUCCUCUUGGGUAUGUUUGCCUAUCCCUGGAUUAAAGGGACAGUCUUUUAUUUUCGUCUGGGUGCCAUAUGCUAGAGGUAGGGGCAGGGCCAGAGCCCAAUUUUUAGGGGGCACACUUUUUCCUCUCUGUCUCUUUCUUUCUCCUCACCCAGCAGGUUGUCUGCUCUUCCCAGAGACCCGAACUGAUUGCUUGCAAACGACUUUUACAAUUGUGCUGUGGGCCAUGAGUUGUUUAUCCAUACUUUUAUCUCUUUCUCCCCCCAUCCCCCUCCUUUUUAGAAUUUUCCAAAGAAGACAUGGCAAAAAGCUUGCUUCAUAUGAUCAGCAACGAUAUUGGGCAGCUGGCUUGCCUCUACGCCAAACUCCACAACCUGAACAAAAUUUAUUUUGGAGGCUUUUUUAUUCGAGGCCAUCCAGUCACCAUGCGCACAAUUACUUACAGUAUUAAUUUCUUCUCCAAGGUAAUGAAUUAUUAUUAUUAUUAUUAAUUAUUAUUAUUUAUUGGUUUUAGUUUUCAGGGAAUGACUAAAGAUGUUUGUUUGGUUUGCAGCUGUGUGAUUAAGUCAGGGGUGGGUAAUCUGGUGCCCACUAGAUGUUAUGCAACUCCAGCUCCCGUCUCCCCUGGGCUUUGGUUUAUGCUUGCUGGGCUGAUCGGAGUUUUGAGUCCAAUAAUAUCUGCAGGGCCACAACCUCCCCAUUCCUGGAUUAUGCAAAGCACUGUGUGUGUGUCCAACCUUUUCCCUAGAACUGGGACUCAAGGCAGCUCACAAAAAUUAAAACAAACACAGAUAGCUGAGAACAUAAAGGUUAAAAAGUAAUUAAGCUAUAACAGAAUUAAUAGCUGCGACCCACCCUUUCAGCUUUGUCACGCUUGAUAAUGCCUGUAAAGAAACAGGUAGUCAUUGAUCUAAGCCAUGCUAGUCUAGAGACAUGGCUUUCUUUUUAAUGUGUCAUUUAUUGGAAGCCCUAAACGAUGACCCUUAAUUUCUGUGCAUCUGAGUAGUACUAGCAUGUGAUACAGUGGUGCCCCGCAAGACGAAUGCCUCGCAAGACGGAAAAACCGCUAGACGAAAGGGUUUUCCGUUUUGAAGUUGCUUCGCAGGACGAAUUCCCCUAUGGGCUUGCUUCGCAAGACGAAAAUACCUUGCGAGUCUUGAGAUUUUUUUCGCUUUCCCCCUUUAUCUAAUCUGCUAAGCCUUUAAUAGCCUUUAAUAGCCUUUUAGCAGCUAAUCCCCUAAGCCUUUAAGCCUUUAAUAGCCGCUAAACCGCUAAUAGCGCUAAUAGCGCUAAUCCGUCAAUGGGCUUGCUUCGCAAGACGAAAAAACCGCUAGACGAAGACUCUCGCGGAACGGAUUAAUUUCGUCUUGCGAGGCACCACUGUACAAUGCAGAAACGAGCGAGUCAGGCAAAAUCAGUGACAGGGAAAUUCGUGCCCUCUUCACUCCACAGUGGCUGCCUGGUUUGUUCGUUUUUGCAAAAUAGCCACUGUAGUAUUUGCCCCCGUUGUCUUUGUUUACCCCAAAUGUGACUGGAGGCAGCAAAAAGCCCAAUUCAAGCGCCGUGUUUACGCUUGCAGAAUUUCUGCGUUGAAAUAGGUCUUGGAAUUCCUGCACAAAAUCAGGGUUGCAGCUUAUGAUCUGUGCUUGCCCUUUUGUUAAGAGCUGUAAACACAGUAAUGCAAAAAGAGCUUUACAAGCUAUUGGAGGCUGUCCAAACACAAACAUUUUCAUGUUGUGGCAGGGAGAGGUUCAGGCCUUGUUCCUGAGGCACGAAGGAUACCUGGGAGCCAUCGGUGCGUUUCUGAAGGGAGCCGAGCAAGACAGUAAGUACAGAACACCAAUACAGCGCUCUGAAAAAAGUUCACAAUCCUCUGUGGGGGAGUCUGAACCCCCUGCCGGGGGGGGGGGGGAUUAAGUCUCCUGCUCCAGCCAUUCUUGGACUUCUGGGCAUGGAGCUCCCAAUUUCUCACUCCAUUUACUGUGGUGGGUUUUAAAAGAGAUUUGGCCUCCUCCUCAGCCCGCCUGUUUGUGCCAGAACAUGGCGCUGCCGCCACCUCCUGCCUAGAAAAAGGAGGGGGAAAGUCAAGCCUCCAACUGUGACUUCUCCCCUAACAAGACCCAGUUGUGACAAGGAUAAUCGGCCAACAGAACAUAGGAUUGUCAACUUGGUCGUCUGCCCAUGAGAAGUCUCUCCCUUCUUCUCCUCCCCCAUCCCCCUCACCGGGGUAUUAAGAAUGUUUACUCAUGUUCCCACUGUUUUAUUAUUGGAGAGGGUAAAAGUCUUUCUUCUUUUCCCAAUUUUUGCUUAAUUGUUCUUGUGGUUUUCUAGCCAGAUAAAACCACAUAGGCAUCGCUUGAAAGCUUCCAGGCACUCACCAGUAGGAACCCAGGUUUUCACAUAGCUUAAAGCUUUACUGCUGGCAAAGAGUCAGGGACAUUUCCUUUGGGCUACAUCCUGCUCAGAGUAGACCCAGUGAAAUUAAUUAACCUUGGUUGGUUCUAUUCCGUGCAUUGGGUUUACUCUGAGUAGGCCUAGCGUCGGAUGCAGCCCUUCGUGACCGUGACUAUGGUCAUUCACCAUCAGAACAUUGUAAUAUGUAAACAUGAUUAACUUUCAUUUGUUUCUUCCCUAACUUUUUUAUUUUUUAAACCAGGGUUUCCCAGACUUGGGUCUCCAGUUGUUGUUGGACUACAACUCCCACCAUCCCUAGCUAGUAGGACCAGUGGUCAGGGAAGAUGGGAAUUAUAGUAAAAAACAGCUGGAGACCCAAGUUUGGGAAACCCUGUUUUAAACCCAGCAAAUGAUCCAACCAAGUUCUAUUGCCUUCCAAAACACCUGGCUUUAUUUGCUGUUUGCUUUUAUUAUUUGUACAAGAGAUUGUAAAUCUGUGGCAUGUGUGGGAAUCUCUCUCUGCAUCUUCCUAUUUGUUCUCGCCUUCAGCUAAUGGUUCCAUUUCUCUCCUCCCCGCCCCCACCAUCUCCUAGAUCCUAAUCAGUACAGCUGGGGGGAAAACUACGCUGGCAGUUCUGGGCUCAUGAGCACAUCGCCGGACAUCUGCCCUAUGCAGCGAGAAAGGAGUGGCACGGUGAGUCUCCUUAGGAUACAGCUGUGCAGGUGAGAAGAGGCUGGCUGCUGGACCAGGCCAAAGGCCCACCUGAUCUCACAGUGGCCAACCAGAUGCCCAUUAUGGGAAGCCUGGAAGCAGGACCUGGGACUUAAAGGACAUGUAGUUAUGCUAGAUUGCCGCUAAUGCACAGGUCCCCAUCGCGUUUUCCCCCCCAAGUUUCUCCAGGCGUAAACCACGUGUGUUAGUGCAGGUCUCCUGUCUAAUCUCAUUCUAUACUGAUAACAACCUUUUCUCCCCUCUUCCCAAGUUUGACAUGUUGGAAAUGGAUCGUUUGGAACGACCGCUUGUCAAUCUUCCCUUGCUGGAGGAUCCAUCCACCUACAUCCCGGACACGGUUGACCUCACCGACGAUGCCAUGGCUAGGAAGUACUGGCUCUCAUGCUUCGAGGAGGCCUUGGACGGGGUGAGGGCCUUCUGUUAAAUGUGUUGCCACAUAUAUCACAUGGAUUUGCAGGGGGGUUGCAGAUUUCCUAAUAGGAAAGUGAAACCCAUGGAAGUCCACCGAUUCUACAGGAGCGUCUGCGGAAACCCAGUGGGCUUAAAUAGACUCAAGGAGUCUAUGAAUCAGGGCUGGUGAGGGGUGUGACUAGAAAGGGUCCAAGGGGCCAGAGAGACCCGAAGGGCCACAUCCAGCCCCAGGACCUCAUUUUUCCCAUCUCUGGGUUAGCUGGUAAGCUAAGCCAGUGUUUGUGGACCCUUGGAGAAACUUGAGAUUUCUUUAAAUAAAUAAAUAAAAAUAUGUCGGGGCAUUUUUUUGUGUCCUCUUGCAUCUUAGAUAUGUGUUGCUGUUUUGUUUUGUUUUUUGGUCAGCUGCUUUCUUCAAACUAGAGCAACUAUUUAGCCUAAUCUAGAGGGCUUGCCGUUGCCUGGGCCCGGUUCUGACAUUUAUCUUUGCUUCCAGCUUCAUCUGCUUUCGUUUUCUAUUGAACAGCAACAGAAGCCGCAAAGUCUUGGAGGUGCAAGUAAUAAUGCCCUUGGCACUGUCUCUCCCUCCGCUUUCCUUCCUUCCUUUGCCAGGUCGCGAAGCGAGCUGCAGCCAGCCAGCCAGAGUCUGUUGAUGCAGCUGAGCGAGCCGAGAAGUUCCGGCAGAAGUACUGGGACAAACUUCAGACGCUCCGGCAGCAGCCUUUGUAAGUCGGUGCGUGCGGGACGGCAGUGGGUUGACUUAGCUGGAACCUAGUGCACAUUUUAAACACUGCUGGGUGUCUUGAUGAGCUGCUUGCUACUUUUGCAUCCUGAGUAAUUCCCACCAGUUUUGUAAAUGGCUCUAAAAGACGGCUAGUCUUAAUCCUCCGUAAAUUUUGCCUGUUGAUGGCCACUAGCCACAAUGGGCAUGUUCCAGCUCCAGAGGCAGAACACCUCUGAAUGCCUGUUGCUGGGAAUUGCAAGUUGGGAGAAUUGUGGCUGUGGUUGUGUCCUGCAUACCAGAGGCCUCUGGUUGGCCACUGUGGCAACAGGAUGCUGGACUGGAUAGGCCUCCUUUGGCCUGAUCCAGCAGGGCUUUGGGGCUUUCUGCUGUGUCCAGCUAGAUCAGAGAAAGGGAAGCUUUUUCAACCUUCUGGGGAGGCCACACUGGGCAAAAAGUCAGCAACGCCUUUGUGCAGUAAGCACACCUCUGUCCUCCAAACAAGCAGGAGGAAUUAUUGGAGUUCAAGGACACAUUCAAGCCAGUGCGACUGGGGAAGGGGUGUGGCCUGGAGCAAGUCCCGAGGGCCAGAUUCGGCCCCCAGGUCUGAGUUUCCACACUCCUGAACUGGAUGUAUUCAGGAAACCCACAAGCAGGGCACCAGGGCCAUAGCAUUCUCUCUCCUGUGAUUUUCCAGCAACUAUGAAUUCAAAGGCUUUCUGAAGGGAAGCACACGAGGAACAGAACUUGUAGCCAUUGAUAAAUUACCCUACAUGACUGUUGAAUCAGUUAGUGGCUGUCAGUGCAUUGCAUGGUCAUUACUUCCAUAGUUGGGAUAUGCGCUGGAAAUCUUUCCUUUUGUCUGUCUUUUUUUUUUGUCUCCGUUCAGCUCCUAUCCACUCCUCCUUCGGUUUAUUUCACUAUAUGUGUGUUUGAAACUGUCUAUCCCUUGCUGUUUGAAUAACUUCCUCCCCAAAGCAGCUGAUGAUCUCUUUAAAAAACAACCACCAGCAGCUCCGCCGUGGUGACAUGUAAAAAUAAGAUACAACCGAAUAGCAAGCUAGCGUAAAAAGUGAAGAAUGGAAUAUAAAGCAGGAUGCCAAUCAUAAAACGCAGUAUGAAGCUCUUAAAAACCCAGCAAGAAGUAAAAAGUGCAGAAGGAAACAGACUAAUUUGGAAAGAUUAGGGAGGGAGGAAUGCUUUCAACCCGUGUUGAAAAACAUCAGUGCUGGCUGGGUGCUUCACUCCUAAGGGAAUUCCAGAGAACCAUGGAAUACCUUUUGAGAGCAAGCCACUUAAUUAUCUUGAGAUGCAUGAGAGAUGCGUAUAACUAGCAGAGCAAAAGUUGCCCUUAAUUACCCUGCACGGCUAGAAAGGGGAAGAGCAAGAGCUCAGUGGCACACAGAAGGAUUCCAGGUUCAAUCCCAGGCAUCUUGCAACUAGGACUGGGAACAUCCCCUGUCUGAAUUCCUGAAGAGCCUCUGCCAGUCAGUCUAGACCAGGGGUAGUCAACCUUUUUAUACUUACCACCCACUAAUGCAUCUUUCUUGAUGGUAAAAUUUACCUACUGCCCACCAGUGCUCGAUGGAAGGAGGAUUCAGCUUGUGCCGUAGAACCUCCUACCGCCCACCUAGAAUCCUGAAAUGCCCAUUAGUGAGUGGUAGGGACCAGGUUGACAACCCCUGGUGUAUACAGUACUGGGCUAGAUAGAUCAGUGGUCUGAUUCAGUAUAAGGUUUCUGUGUUCUCAGCUGACCUAUGUCCUCCCUGCCCUUCCCCUUUCAUCUUCCCCAGUGCAUACGGCACCUUAACUGUUAGAAGUCUGCUGGAUACAAGGGAGCACUGUUUGAAUGAGUUCAACUUCCCAGAUCCCUACUCCAAGGUAAGUGUUUCCUCCUUAACUUUUUGGCUGUGCUCAAGUAAGUCUUAGAAUCAUAGAAUCAUAGAAUCAUAGAGCUGGAAGAGACCACAAGGGCCAUCGAGUCCAACCCCCUGCCAAGCAGGAAACACCGUCAGAGCACUCCUGACAUAUGGUUGUCAAGCCUCUGCUUAAAGACCUCUAAAGAAGGAGACUCCACCACACUCCUUGGCAGCAAAUUCCACUGUCGAACAGCUCUUACUGUCAGGAAGUUCUUCCUAAUGUUUAGGUGGAAUCUUCUUUCUUGUAGUUUGGAUCCAUUGCUCCGUGUCCGCUUCUCUGGAGCAGCAGAAAACAACCUUUCUCCCUCCUCUAUGUGACAUCCUUUUAUAUAUUUGAACAUGGCUAUCAUAUCACCCCUUAACCUCCUCUUCUCCAGGCUAAACAUGCCCAGCUCCCUUAGCCGUUCCUCAUAAGGCAUCGUUUCCAGGCCUUUGACCAUUUUGGUUGCCCUCCUCUGGACACGUUCCAGUUUGUCAGUGUCCUUCUUGAACUGUGGUGCCCAGAACUGGACACAGUACUCCAGGUGAGGUCUGACCAGAGCAGAAUACAGUGGCACUAUUACUUCCCUUGAUCUAGAUGCUAUACUCCUAUUGAUGCAGCCCAGAAUUGCAUUGGCUUUUUAGCUGCCGCGUCACACUGUUGGCUCAUGUCAAGUUUGUGGUCAACCAAGACUCCUAGAUCCUUUUCACAUGUACUGCUCUCAAGCCAGGUGUCCCCAUCUUGUAUUUGUGCCUCUCAUUUUUUUGCCCAAGUGCAAUACUUUACAUUUCUCCCUGUUAAAAUUCAUCUUGUUUGUUUUGGCCCAGUUCUCUAAUCUGUCAAGGUUGUUUUGAAGUGUGAUCCUGUCCUCUGGGGUGUUAGCCACCCCUCCCAGUUUGGUGUCAUCUGCAAAUUUGAUCAGGAUGCCCUUGAGUCCAUCAUCCAAGUCGUUGAUAAAGAUGUUGAAUAAGAUGUUGAAUAAGAUGUUGAUAAAGAUGUUGAAUAAGCUAAGUCCUACUCAGAGCAGACCCACUGAAACUAAUGAACCUCACCAGAUGUAUUAACAUCACUGGGUUUACUCCAAGUACAACUAGCGUUGUAUACAACCCAUAGAUUCUCAAAUCUUUUCUUUCCCAUGAGCAGUAAUGGACAAACUGUAGAUUUGGGUCCCUGCCCUGAGGAUUUCCCCUUCAGAGCAGUUGAUAAAGAAGAGUCCAGAGUAAUGGGGUAAAUGUACAAAUGUACAUUUCUAAAUGCACAAUUGUAAAUGUACAAAUGGAUGCCCUGCAUGUAUGUAAGACUCUGGGAGUGAGAAAGAGAUACCUAAAAGAGGUGAGAUGUUGCUAAAAGAUGGAAUUGUUUUGUUGAAAAUUGGAACACAAGAUGCAGGGAUGUAAGACUAGAAAGGUACCUGUUUUUGUAAAUAACAUUUUUUUAAAAAACAAACCAACAGAUAAAAUAGGCAACACCCCUUCCCCACCCUCCAAAAAACAGGCAGUCCAAAAAAAAAAAAGCGCAUUUCCAUUUGAAAGCCUGUACAGCAGGGGCGCAGGUAUAAUGCUUUUCAUGAUUUCUAUAAUUAGGGAGCCAACACCAAAAAGACCCCGUCUCUGAAUUCUGUCAAACUUGUUGUUUUUCCCAGCACCAAACUCACAUUGCUGCUUUGUAACGAAGAAGUUACUGGUGGAUUCUAGAAACAUCCACCUCUGAGCAUUUUUAGCCAUUUCUGUGAGAAAUGGCUCUUUUUAUAUGCUCUUGUCAGCUGUGGUUAUUCAACAAUCCCAUUGGAGGCUACAAAGCAGAGAGCUUGGGGUGGGGGGAGGGAUAAGGUGCUUCUAAAGGAAUUGAGCCUUAUCCUUCCUUCCUGUACAUAUCACCUUGUGCCUUACUUUCUUGCAGGUAAAACAGAAAGAAAAUGGCAUCGCACUAAAGUGUUACCAGAGCGUUAUCGACUCUUUGGAUUCACUAGGCUGGGAGGAGCGGCAGUUCGCUCUGGUGAAAGGACUUCUUGCGGGGAACGUCUUUGACUGGGGAGCAAAAGCAGUCUCAGAGUAGGUGUUCUAACCAUCUCUGUACAGUUCUUCAUCCCCCCCUCCCCUCAAAAGACUUUGAAUGCCCCUUGUAUUUUAUUUCUUCUUUUUCCAGCAAGUGUGCUAAUGACUUCUGCUUUGCCAUCUGCAAAUCGUUUUACGUUCCAUUAAUGGUAUUUGGGUGUGGCUAAUUCUCCCCAUGUGACUGAAGUGGGCAGAUUAAAUUCCCUUUAAAAAAAACACAACACACCUCAUUGCAUGAGAGAUCACUUCAUUAGCACUUAACCUGGUUGGUAACUUGCUGACAUGAUAAAUACAGAACCUAGCAGUAUGUGUAGCUUAGGGCUGCCAUACUGGGAUUUCACCGGGGAGGGGGCUUUCCAAAAGGUGGCGCUUUGUGCUGGAUCUUAGGCAAGUCGAAUAAAAAAAAAAUUGGCUCAACAACUUUGGAGUUUCCAAAAAAACCCAACAACAACUCAGGAAUUUUUGGGGUGUCCUGGUUUUUACUUUUUGAAAUAUGGCAACCCUAGUGUAGCUGUAAGACUAAUCAAGCAUUUGUUUCCCUAGCGUGAUGAUGAUAGGGGCAUGCUAGGAAGUCUCACCCCCUCCCAAGACAUCUGAGUCCCUGUUUUUUAACGUCCUUGAUGAACUGAAGCCAUAUUUCUGAAGUGGGGAGUCUCCUCCUCUUAGAGGUGGACUUCCUCUCCGAUUUUUGAAAUGUGUGUGUGCGCAUACACUGAUACUUGACGAAAUUAAGAAUUGCAGUCCAGCCCUACUUCCUCUCAAAUUGGCGCCUAUAAAUAGGGCUGGAUGGAUUAUAUAUUAGUGGAAAUAACUCUGGCAGUGGCUGGUAGGGCAGGAAGCAGGAAGCCCAAACAGGGAGUGGAGCCAGUGCUGCCAUCUGAACUGGAUGUAAGCAAGAAGGCAUGCUGGUGAAGGGCAGGCAGAGGUUGGCAGGGCACAGCCCUUUUCACAAGCUGGAAGGGACGUAAAGGUAAAGGGACCCCUGACCAUUAGGUCCAGUUGUGACCGACUCUGGGGUUGUGGCGCUCAUCUCACUUUAUUGGCCGAAGGAGCUGACGUACAGCUUCCGGGUCAUGUGGCCAGCAUGACGAAGCCACUUCUGGCAAACCAGAGCAGCGCACGGAAACGCCGUUUACCUUCCCGCCAGAGCGGUACCUAUUUAUCUACUUGCACUUUUACUUGCUUUCAAACUGCUAGGUUGGCAGGAGCAGGGACCGAGCAACGGGAGCUCACCCCAUUGCGGGGAUUCGAACCGCCGACCUUCUGAUCGGCAAGCCCUAGGCUCUGUGGUUUAACCCAUGGUGCCACCUGCGCUAUUACCUUCAUUUAGGGAUGCACUGUAGCUCAGUGGCUGGAGCCCCUGCUUCGCAUGCAGCAGGUCCCAGGUUCAGUCACUGCCAUCUGCAGGUAGGGCUGGGAAAGGCUCUUGACCAUAACCCUGGAGAGCCACUGUCAGUCAGUGUAGACAUUACUGAGCCAGGUGGACCCAAUGCUCUGACUCAGUAUAAGGGAGCCUCCUGUGUUCCUGUUUUGUGUCUGUUGCGUGGUCCAGUGGCAGAGGAAAUAAUCCUCUGCAUGCAGUUUCACUUCCCAUCAUCUACAAAGAGCAAGUCAUGGGAAAGACCCGCCCUUUGCCCGAAACUGUGGAAAGCUGCUGCCAGUUGAGAUUUAGGCCAAACUGGGCUAGGUGGUCUGAUGGUCUGCUUCUGCAGGCGACUCUUUCAUGUGCCUCCCUCCCAGUCUUCUUGCAACGGGGCUCUCUUCUUCCUUCUUGAAAUGUGACCUAUUGUUCAUUGUCUCUCUAAACAUUUUUUUUUUAUUUUAUUUGGACACAGUACAUCUGCUGUCCUCUUUUCCAGGCUCACUACUGAGAGAUGUUUAUUUCUUAAUAAGUAAAUCCUGGAGGGCUAGCACAUGCCUUGUUCAGCUGCAGAGCUGUUUGGGCCAAGCAUCCCUGCAGAAUCUCACCACCCCCAAUGUUCACAUUCUUCCUCCUCUUUCUCUCUCUUCCCUGAUACCCAGCGUUCUUGAAACGGAGCCGCAGUUUGGAUUUGAGGAAGCCAAGGAAAAACUGCAAGGUAUUGGGCAGGAACUCUCCCUUUUGGUAUCUUUCUGUGAUAUCUGCAUGUAUCAGGUAGGGGGCGUCCCUAUCAUUGGGCGCGGGGAGGGUGGCUAUGGCUGGUUGCGAAUGCGGAGCAUCCUUAAGAGCAGAUAGCUGUGUAAAAACCUCUAGGCUGGGGAUGGGGAUGUUGCUGAACCCUUGUCCAAAACCCUGAAGUACUACUGCCAGACAGUCUUGGGACAUUAUUUAUUUAUUUAUUUAUUUAUUUAUUUAAAUUUAUAUACUGCCCUUUAUCCAAAGAUGCCAGGGCAGUGUACAUUAAAAUUUGCAUAGUGUAAUAAUAAUAAAAAAUCAAUAAAACAACCACUAAAAAAAUCAUAACAACCCCUCCCUUUUUUAAAAAAACAGGCCACAGAUUGUUUAAUGGCCGAAAGCCUGGGUAAAGAGGAAUGUUUUUGUUUGGCACCUAAAUAUAUGUAAGAAACAUGCCAGGUGAGCCUCUCUGGGGAAAGCAUUCCAUGAAUGUGGAGCCACCACAGAAAAGGCCCGUUGUCGUGUUGUCAACCUCCGAACCUCUCACAGAGAAGGGCCUCAGAUAACAAGCACAGCAUCUGGGUCAGUUUAUAUGGGGAGAGGCAGUGCUGAAGGCUGCAUCGUCUUAAAAAACAAAAUAAAAUUAUGUGAGCAGGAGAAUUUAAAAGUUCUUCAAAGUGGUUGGUAGGGCCCACCUGGGCUCUUGCAGAGAGCAAAGUGUAGCCCACACCAACUCCUACCCAUGCCUCACUUCCUGUGCUGAAAGUAUGGGGUCACCUCCAACACUGGUCAUACUCCAAGUAGACCCAUUGAAAUGAAUGGAUAUAACUCACUCUGAUUAGAGUAGAGCCUUACUGAACAACAAACCAUUGUCCGGAGUUUGCCCGAGCCAACGAAAUCAGGCUCGUCUUGGAAAAGGUUAAACUGCAAGGAAGCUUGUUCCAAUCUAAGUUCUGCCAUCAGAAGUGUUACUUUGAGCAAGUGGGCAAGUGGUCUUUUCCCAGCUGUGGGAGCUUCAGCAUUCUCUGAAUGUGCAGGUGUGGCCCUGAAGCGUACGUUAUUAUUUUAUUUUCUAUGAAUAUUAAUACCCCUGUUUUCCACCCCAGGCCAAUCAAAAUAUCUUGUACACACCAGCAGCCCUUCUGUUGGGCAGUCUCUGUGCCGUUAACAGCUGGUGCUCUUAAACCCUUGUACACACAUCCUUUUAGCUGCUCCUCUGGCCAAAAGAUAAGGACAGGCUGGUCUCCCUCUUGCCCUGGCAAGUGCCAUAGCUCAAUGGCCAAGCACCUGCUUUGCAUUCAAAAGGUCCCAGUUUCAAUCCCCAGCGUCUCCCAGUCGGGCUGGAAGAGACCCCUGCCUGAAAUGCUGGAGAGCUGCUUCCAGUCAGUGUAGUCAAUACUGAGCUAAGUAGACCACUGGGGUGAAGCAUAUUCUCAUGCAGUAGAGCUUCUGCUUUGCAUGAGCACGGUCCCAAGAUCAGUCCCCAGCAUCUCCAGGUGUGACUGGAAAUGUCACCUGUCCGUAAUCCUAGAGAGCUGCUGCCAGUCGCUGUAGUAGACAGCAUUGAGCUAGUUGGGGCAACAUAGUUUCCAGCAGCUUCCUUUGUUCCUCGAGGACAGGGGUCGUAGCAUCCAGGGCUCCUUAGACCUCUGGCCAAGAAAGGAACCCAGAAUGUUUCCAUCCAGAUUUUCUUGAGCAAUUGACCUGUCCAUAAUAUUUUGAUAACGGGUUGGUUUUUGUCCCAUUGUACAGAACGCCCCUGGCUCGAAGAUUCCUACAAUGAAUGGCUGGCACGACUCAAGGUAUAUUAUUAUUAUUAUUAUUAUUAUUAUUAUUAUUAUUAUUAUUAUUGCUACUACUUACCAAGGUGCCAAGGCAGGUUACAAUAAGCUACAAGCAGUCACUCUUAACUACUGAAUAUAAUGCAGCUGGACAAAAGAAAGGGGUGUGUGUGUCUCUCCUUUUCAGCUGCAGAUCGUUGAAACUAAAAAACUCUCUCUUCCUUUUAAUAUUCCUUAUUUUAAAACAUACAGGGAUGCAGGUGGCGCUGUGGGUUAAACCACAGAAGCUAGGACUUGCCGAUCAGAAGGUCGGUGGUUCGAAUCCCCAUGACGGGGUGAGCUCCCGUUGCUCGGUCCCUGCUCCUGCCAACCUAGCAGUUCGAAAGCACGUCAGAGUGCAAGUAGAUAAAUAGGUACUGCUCCAGCGGGAAGGUAAACAACGUUUCCAUGCGCUGCUCUGGUUCGCCAGAAGCGGCUUAGUCAUACUGGCCACAUGACCCAGAAGCUGUACGCUGGCUCCCUUGGCCGAUAAAGCGAGAUGAGCGCCGCAACCCCAGAGUCGGCCACGACUGGACCUAAUGGUCAGCGGUCCCUUUACCUUUACUUUUAUUUUAAGACAAGUUAAUUUCAUAAAAGAAGGAUGCAGAAGAAUACAGCAUUCCGCAAUAAACAAGAAGGCUGAUUUGCAUGCAAUCAGUAACUCAAGUACUAAAGUGAAACAAAAUGGAGCAAAAGGGGUUUGGAUGAUAAUACUUUGGUGCGUGAUUACCUCUAAAUAUAGAAGCAAAAUGGUUUUGAACAUGCAUUUUAUGAAGUAAGACCAAGUGUAAACCCAAACAGUGUGAUAUUAGAAGAGGACGAUAGACAAGAUUCUCCCUAGAUUUCUGAUUUCCUCUCUGGAACAGCUGCUUUGUAUAAGAAAGGAAGCCACUUUUUUUUUAAAAAAAGUCAUUUGUACUUUACCUAUGGUAGAAUCUCUGGGUUUUGCUUUACAUUAACAAAAUCCAAAAUAUUUUCAGUCAUUGUCCCUGCUUAGCAUCUGCUUUUUGUGAGAUUCCUGUGUUGACGUUUCAGCCACUUGGCCACCAGCCACAAGCCUACGGAAUCCCAUAAAAUAGCCUAUUUAGAAAAGACCAGUGGAGACAGGACUUGGCCCAGACCAUUACAAAGACUAUCAAAACACUGUUUUGAAAUGUGAAUCCAUAGAAAGAACUCUGGAUUUUGCAAUGUGCUGGUGUCCAAGGGGGCUCUGGCCCAAGUAGUUUGAGGGAAAACUGGCCUACACCCUUUAAAAAAGCAACCCAAAAAUCCUAAUUAUUGUGACCUCUGCCCCACCCCCACAGAUUUGGACUGGAGAUCCCUCUAUAUAGAGCCAAAAGGAAGGUGAUGUGGGUGCCAACUGCCUUUCGGACUGUGCCAUAGCUUUGAGCUUGUUGAAUUCAAGGAACAACACAACAACAACAAACCUAUGGUGACGUGAAACAUACUCAAUAAACACACAGGACGUAACCGGCUGUACUUUUGAAUAAAUAGGGUAUACUAUUCAUUGUAUCAAAUUGUAGAUUUCAACGGACUGCAACCACUACCAUGCUAUAAAAUUCACUAUCCUGCAAUAUUACAUAUGAGCCUGUUCUACUGAUGAAGCCUAGGAUGGUGAAAAAAGGCUAAUAUUCCGGAAAUCCUUGUCUUAGACUCUGUGAAAGGAUUCUGUGGAACUGUAACAACCCUUCAUGUGGAUUAUUGGACUCUUUGAACAGACAGGUGGACUAGAUACUUUUACAUGUAUGGACCUUAUGCGUGAACUGACUAGAGAAUGAACUGAUCGAUCCACUGGGCCUUCUGCUUUUCUCAUUGAACUUUAUGAGACUUCCGUUGAAAUCUACAAUUUGAUACAAUGAAUAGUAUACCUAAUUUAUUCAAAAGUACAGCCGGUUAUGUCUUGCAAAUUCGAGGAACAGGCAAACUCAGAGCAGCCGAUGGACAUCUUUUGCUCUAGGGCAGACAUACUGCAUUUUCCUACAGAGGUCAUUUUCUCAGGCAGAAUCUGUUGAGCGGAAAGAGUAGCCUAUAGACUUUCCAGCAAAAGUGUUUUUUUGCUUACAGUCCUAACUCCACUUACCAGAGAGUAAGAUCCAUUGAAUUCAAUGGAACUCACUUCUGAAUAGACAUGGUUUGGGUCGCACUGUUCACUCCGUGUACAUAUUUUAACCUGCAGCCUGUCGGUGCUUCUCUGAAUGAUACUUUUCUUUUUCUUUUACAGGCCUCCCCUCAUAAAUGUGCCUUAAUUUUUGCAGAUAACAGUGGAAUAGACAUCAUAUUAGGCGUCUUCCCCUUUGUCAGGGAGCUGCUCUCUAGGGGCACAGAGGUCAGUUGAAUUACGGUGACAGUCUAAGGUAAACUGCCUCAAGCUAGCUCAUCACUGUUGAUGUUGUUACUUGAGAAGAUAAUGGCAUAAGUAACUGGGGGGAAAGAUUAUUUCAGCAAACUUGCCUUAGCUCCUCAUGGAUCGGAUAGAAGAAACUAUCCUAUACUGAACCACUUGGUGACUGGAAAGCUCUAGUGGAGGCUAUAUUAUUGGACUAGGAGGUUAAUCCCACCUCCUGGUGCUCUCCUACAGUUCAUUUCUUCAACUCACAUACAGAAGUGUACGUUGAACUUUUCACACUUGGCCCAAUGUGAUACUUGCCUUUCCUCCCUGUGUGUGUUCACAGGUUAUAUUGGCUUGCAAUUCUGGGCCUGCGCUAAAUGAUGUCACCUACAGCGAGUCCCUGCUUGUUACGGAGAGGAUAGCAGCUACGGAUCCUGUCAUACGGUGAGGACCAGUAUGGUGUUUCUUCUCUUUGGGCACACUCUUAAAAGCGAAGGUUUGAGACUUAUCACAAAGUUUGGAUUGCUGGUGGUUUGUUGAGUGAUCAGAAUCAAAGAGUUUGAACGAUACUCUGCUAAAUAAAAGCUUAAGGUUUUGUGAUGUGAUAUUUGAGACCAGGUGGCCCUCCAGAUGUUGCUGAACUUCAGUUCCUAUCACCCCCAGCUGUGUUUUCUGGGACUGAUGGGAGUUGUAGUUCAGCAACAUCUGGUGAGCCAAAGGUUCUCCACACCUGGUUAAGACCAAGGGUUGCUCCAAAUCCUGGUUUUCAUCAGAGUAGACCCAUUGAAAUGGAUGAACUUAGGUUCAUAAUUUCAUUGGGUCUGUACUAUGUAGGGCCUCAUUGAGUACGACCCUUAAUUUUGCAUAAUAUUGAAGAACUGUUUUAAACCCAAGACCUGGCAUAUUCGUAGCAUGUGAACAUUGAAGCUGAUCUUAAAAUUAUGCAUCUGCCUCCUUUUAGAGCUGCCUUGAAGGAAGAGAAGUUGCUCUUGGUACAGACAGGCUCAAGUUCACCCUGCUUGGACCUCAGGUAAGAAGUCUCCCUCCUGUAUACAGUGGUACCUUGGGUUACAUACGCUUCAGGUUACAGACUCCGUUAACCCAGAAAUAGUGCUUCAGGUUAAGAACUUUGCUUCAGGAUGAGAACAGAAAUUGUGCUGUGGCGGUGCAACUGCAGCAGGAGGCCCCAUUAGCUAAAGUGGUGCUUCAGGUUAAGAACAGUUUCAGGUUAAGAACAGACCUCCGGAACGAAUUAAGUACUUAACCCAAGGUACCACUGUAUUGCGAGCACAGAAAUCUCAGAUGAUGAUAACAGUCUGGGGGGAAGUCCUCCUUCUCACCACAAGGGGGCAGCAAGUGUUUGCUUUUUAGGGUCUGUAGAGCAUUGUGGUUCCACCGAGUUGUUCUGAGUUUCCAGAAGCACAUCAAAAGCAAAGCCUUUAGAUGAUGCAUGUCAGUUUCCUGCCGCUUGCAAAGAAACCUAGAAGCCGAAUGGGACAGCCGUGAAAUUGACAUGCAUCGCCCCAGUCUGAAGUGUCACUGACAUAAGAGCUGUGUGAAUGGGACCAUAAUGCUGGGCAUGCCCCUUAACCCAGGCAAACCGUGGGCGGCCUGUAUAAAGUGCUGUUGUCUAGGACAGGGGCAGGGCCACAAACUUCACCGGCCUUGCUUCGUGGUGUUGUGACCCCAUGGACCAGAGCACGCCAGGCACCCCUGUCUUCCACUGCCUCCUGCAAAAACUCCCUGCUUCGUAACCUCCUUGCUCGUUUUUGCCUGGCUGGAAUAGGCCCUUGAAUUCUGAUGAUGCUGAUGAACUAACCUACAGUAGAAAGGGUGAUAUUUGCAUUUAUUGCUCCGCCCAGUUUUGCCUCUGCUCCACCCACCGCUGACCUGCGGCCCCUCGGAAGGUUGCCAGGCACCAUGGACUGGCUGGACAGAGGAAUGUCGGGAGGCACCAGCUGGGGAACCCCCAAGGGAAGAAGGCUCAGAACCCAGGGAUUGGUGGUGGGAUGACGAUGAGUGGCCAGAGGGAGAAGACUGGGAGGACGAGGAGGUGUCGGAAGCUGAAGAGGCAACAGGGCUUAGUGAGCUGGGAGAGUCCGUGGUAUAGAGCAGUCCAGAAUCAGAGGCAGAAGCUGAAGCAGGCAAAUGGGAAGAGAGAGGCCAAGAGGCACAAAUGAGUCGGGCUGGUGUAGAGUCGGGGGGGGCAAGUCUCCCCCUCCUGCUGUGACAAGCUCUCCUCCCCCCGCCCUUGUCUCCCAGAACCAGAAGAGAGUUGAAACAGAUGGAGUCUCAUGCAGGCACAGUCUCCUAUUGCUUGGAAAAAGCCCUUAAGUGGAAGAGACUUGGGCAGCUGUGAGGACCUUCAGUCUCGGCAACUUCUUCAUUGGAGCAAUACUUAACAGGGAUGAGCUGCUGUGCCCAUUAGGCCUGGCACUCCUGUGCAGAUUGUGGUGGGGUUUUUUUUUUUUUUGCUAAUAACUAUUAGCUCCAACUGGCACCGUGUGAUUUACCGCUGACUCGCUGCUGACACCAGAAGGGAAUGGGGAAAUAAGGUUCCCCAUCCCUGGUAUAUAACCCGGUAUUAGCUGUUCACUGUGGUGUACAGUACCUGUCUCCCCCUCAACCUGUCUUGGGAGUCAUGUGAUACAGUGAGGGGGGAAAGUAUUUGAUCCCCUGCUAAAUUUGCCCGUUUGCCCUCUGACAAAGAAAUGACCAGUCCAUAAUUUUAAUGGUAGGUUUAUUGUAGCUGUGAGACACGGGUGGUGCUGUGGGUUAAACCACAGCGCCUAGGACUUGCUGAACAGAUGGUCGGCGGUUCAAAUCCCCAUAACGGGGUGAGCUCCCGUUGCUCGGUCCCUGCUCCUGCCAACCUAGCAGUUUGAAAGAACGUCAAAGUGCAAGUAGAUAAAUAGGUACCGCUCCGGCGGGAAGGUAAACGGUGUUUCCGUGCGCUGCUCUGGUUCACCAGAAGCGGCUUAGUCAUGCUGGCCACAUGACCUGGAAGCUGUCUGCGGACAAACACCAGCUACCUCGGCCUAUGAGUGCCGCAACCCCAGAGUCGGUCAUGACUGGACCUAAUGGUCAGGGGUCCCUUUACCUUUACCUUAUUGUAGCUGUGAGAGACAGAAUAACAACAGGAAAAACCCCAGAAACCCAGUUAGGUGUGAGAAGGCCUGCCCAGGUUUCGUGGAGUUGAGUGUUUUCCCGUCCCCCACUCACCAAGCUCUCCGCAUCUUAUUUCAGCCGUCUAGACAAAGGUUUGGCCAACCUGGUCCGGGAGCGGAAGACCGACCUGGUCAUCAUCGAAGGAAUGGGCCGCGCCAUCCACACCAACUACUAUGCAGCCCUCAAAUGCGAGAGCCUCAAGCUUGCCGUCAUCAAGAACUCUUGGCUGGCCGAUCGCCUCGGCGGGAAGAUCUUCAGCGUCAUUUUCAAGUACGAGGUGCCCCUCAAAUGAUCCGGGCGAGGAGAGACUCCAGGGGGUGAGCGGCGGCUGGAAACAGGACUUGCACUAGUUUUACUUUAAUUGUAAAGAAUGUAUUUUUAUUACCACAGGGAAAAUGAGUUCACACAAUUCCGUAUUUAUAUUGUGCUUUUAUGAUUUAAGGAAAGCGACAAUAUGAUUUAUUAUUUAUAUACAUAUAUAAACACACAAACACACACAAUUGUUCAUAUAUAUAUAUCUUUAUAUAGAUAUAUAUGUGUUUGUGUGUGUAAUGGAUUAUGUAUCUCACUCAUAUUGUUUUGGGUUUUCUCUCCAUUUUUUUUUUUUUUUGUAAGUGCUUAUCUUAAUGCUGUGGUGUUUGCGAUGGGAAAAGACUUGAUUUUUUUCUUCUGUGAGACAUUCAUAUUGAAAUAUUUAAAUGCCAGUGAAGAAUCUCUUUUUAUAUUUUGGCCUAAAUAUACACCAGCCAUUUACUUGGCAGAUACCAAAUAGAGUUUUUAAAGAGCUGGAGAAGAAGUCUGUUUUUGCUUUGGAUCCAAAUCCUUUGCUCCCAUUCCCCACCCUCACUCAGUAGGAUUUUCUCAGAGGCUGCAGGCCUGGAAGAGUUGCUUUAGAAAUGUGAAGCAGGAAAACUAGCUCCAAGGGACUGUGGCCCUUAAGCUUCCCCUACCACUACCUCACUCAUUAAAUCUGAAGCCCCACAGGUUAAAAUAAUUCACAAGGUCUGCAAAGCCUGAACCAGCAGGCAAAAUUGGCAGCUGCUCGUGAACCAAUUGCGUAUCACAUCUAAAAAUGAAACUUAGAAAGCUGACUUGAGGUGAAAGUAUCUUGUCCCUUUUCCCUGUUACAAAAAAAUCAAUUUGCUUUCUUGUUUAAUGCAUUUAUAUCCCACUUUUUUCUUCUAGCAGCUCCCAGAUUUGAACCUUUGUCUCCCAGGUCCUAGUCCAACACCCUUAACCACUGCAGGACACUGUCUCUCUCACACACUUGGCAAACUACAGACUUUGACACGUAGAUAUAUAUACAAGGAGGCAGCUUGGUCAUAACUUGCUUUUAUUUAGAUGACUUUUGUGAUACAUAAAAAUGUUGCUAAUUCUUUUGUUCCGUUUGUAAGGCAAGGUGGUUGGCUUGCAGAGAGGGUUUUAGAAGAGACUUCUACGGGGAGAGAGAGAGAGACAGCUCUGUGUAGUGGUAGCUUGUAUCCUAACUUAAUCUGCCCUUUCGUUUUAAAUCCCCAGCACAUAUUAAAAGAAGUAACUUGUGGCAGACCUUUGUGCCCUCUGCUGUUACAACCUGGGCCAAUGCUGCUGUCUCUCAGAUGUUCACAUGCUACUGCGGUUUGUGAGCAAGCUUGAACGCACACACAAAAAAGGAAAAGCUGCCGGAACUCUAGAUCACACAACGCAACACAGUCAGGGACACUGAUCUCAGUGAGCUUAAGCGCAUGCAAAUCUGUGCUGCAUUGAGGCAUUUGGGAAAGUUGGUACUAGUCCUUACUACAGCUGGGGGCACCUGCCCGCUCUUUUGCGAUGGAAGCACUUCCUAGCUUCAUCUGCAAAACCUAGGCUUCCGUUAAGCAUUUGAUUAAAAACACCACCUCCUUCUGAGCAACUUGUCAAUAACACAGCUGAACAGGUCCACAGGAGUGCCAUUUAAGGCUGCUUAUACUCAGCACUAAAUGCAAAUAAUGCUCUGGGCCAAGGAAAGGUCAAGAAACUCUUUCUACCUGCAUCUGUUCUACAUGUUGAGCACACUUCCACGAUUUAUGUUUCUUGUAAGGGAGGAGAUCUGCAGGCAGCUGAAACAACACAUGCAACCCUCCCCCAGAGUCUACAGCAUUUCCUUCUUUCAUUAGACUAGCAACUUGCUCUCAAAAAAGCUUGCUAUGGAGCUCAGAACUGUACUUUACUUGCCACUGUGUCUGCCCACCCGCACAACUCCCUAGAAGCCCAACGGUGCUGCUGCUUCCCCUUAGACUUCCAAAUGAAUUAUUUGCAUAGCUUUCACUAAGGUUCUUCCAACAACUGUUAUCAGCAUUGGUCAUCCUGCCAAGGCUGUGGUUUACAGACACCGGUAACAUGUACUCUGGAAAAGUGAAAAUGUUAAAACACCCAGGACCCAGGCGCUAGCAAGCCCCCAAACAAACUGGUUCAGUCGCCUGCGGUUUGCAACGUUACAUAUGGGAAGAGGGUUUUAGGGUUUGUGUUAUUACAGAGAACCUACGCUAGAUUUUAGCCAGGCACCCCCUCUAUUGUUAGGAAGAGCUCUCAAGCGAGCACCACUAAGUAAUGCAUAGUAGAGUUGCUUUUAAAAAAGGGGAGAAGAAGUUCAUUAAGGUUUGGCCUUUUGCUUUUCCUACGUCGACUCAUGGCUUCGAUUUCCCUGCACUCUCUUGCGGCGUCCCUUCUCUCGGCCGGAAGCGUUGGCUCAGCUCCUUGGUGAACACGGCGCAGCAAGAUUUCUAAACACAAGGAAAGGCAGAGAGAAUGAUAGUGCUGUGCUUUUUCCCCUUCCCCUUAAGGAUGGGGAAAUAUGUGCCCCUCCAGAUAUUGCUGGUCUCCCAACUCGCAUCAUCUCUGACCAUUAGGCCUGCUGAUCGGGGCUGGAAAUCGAAUGAGACCUUGGAGGGCCACAGACUGAAGCACCACCUCAAAGAGUUUAAAUGUAAAUCAGAAAUUCCACACGUGCAUUACUUUUUCUUUUCUUUUGAUAAGCCAUUAAGUUUCUAGUACAAGAAAAGUGGGCUAUGAUACAUUGCUGUGUCGCGAUCAGCUAACUGUGAACAUCUGUAAAGUGAGAGGGAAGGGCACUGUGACAACAGGAGGCUGGGAGGCCUGUCAAUUAGAAACUGCUGAUUUCCUUUACAAACUCUCAUUAAGGUUUGCUGAGCAGUUGGAGGUGAUUGAUGGUGGUACAAAAACGGUUCGUAAUAAACAUUUCGCAAGGGAACCCCACAAUUGGCAAAAGAACGUCCUGCAGGAAAUCUUUUUUUUUUAAAAAAAAAAGUAGAAGAAAAGUCGCAAUGUUCCCUAAUGAGCACCUUCAUUGGAAAUAAAAACGCAGCGGCAGGUCAGUUCACAUG
Podarcis lilfordi (Lilford's wall lizard) is the source of this 37212-nucleotide messenger RNA. Lineage: Eukaryota; Metazoa; Chordata; Lepidosauria; Squamata; Lacertidae. The record is from the annotation of a GenBank genome assembly.